Messenger RNA from Ruditapes philippinarum (Manila clam), 1367 nucleotides. RefSeq lists its product as uncharacterized. The coding region runs from base 334 to 888 and encodes 184 amino acids. The transcript is spliced from 5 exons. The record is from RefSeq and is a predicted model, not a curated record. NCBI's taxonomy places the organism in Eukaryota, Metazoa, Mollusca, Bivalvia, Venerida, Veneridae.
UAUGCGUUCAAAUUCUCGUACUUAUUAAGUUUUUAGAUGCCAUAAAUUAAUAGAGCGUGCUCCGAUACUUCUUUAAAAUAAAAUACAUGUACAUGUAUUAUGUUUAAGCUUUCAACCCCGUUAUGCGAUAUUUGAUGUUAUUCAUAUAUGUAAUUGAAACCCCAAGGACUUAGGAAAGAAAAACGAUAUAUCACACAUAGAGCGCCCAAGCUUAUGUGAAUGUUAACAUUUUUUAAAAGCUGGUAGUUGUUUUGGGAACAGGAACUACUUAUAGAUAUAUAUACCAAUGUUUUAGAAGAGUAUGUUGGUAUACCGACAUGUGUACAUGUAUAUAUGUAUUAUAUAAUUGGAUUACUACUAAGCUUUGUUUUAUUCAAGGCGUAUAAAGAUUAUAGAAGGAUGCCGAAUUAUGCUAUGGUGAUCUAUGUGUUAGUGCUGGUGAUGGACUUGAUAGUAGGAGGGUCAAUCAUAUUAUGGAAAUGUUAUAUCAGCAAAUCAGAAGAAGAGUGUGAACUGGCGACAGGAGGGGCACUUGGCAGUAUUAUAAUAUGGUUAAUGAUAAUGCUCGUGUGCCCGUGCUUUGCAACUCGUAUAGAAAUAUGCCUGACCCUGGACAACCUAAAGAAGAAAUGUAUCCAAUAUACAAGGAAGACACGUGACAUUGUCAUCCAGAACGAGGCUAACAAUUCUACAACAACAACACUGCUAAGCAACGGUCAAGAUUCGAAACCCCACCUACGCUCAAAUGUUUACAUAUUUAAUGAAACACAAGGGAAGGGGGAUUUAUCAACGAAAUUGCAAGCGGCACAUAUACCUAAAACUCCAGUGCUACUAACAAAUGGGUUGACAAAUACAACAGAUGUCAAAUAUCAACAAGAUGUGCCUUGAUUGCUGACGAUACACCACUUACGAUCAUGAAAAUAGACACGUGGUGUCAACAGAAGCUGGUACAAGCAUGUUCAUUGGUCAGUGUUGAAGCAUUACACCAGUUUUGCUUUAAAUCUGAUGGAAGGAUAAACCGGAAAUUGGUACCAUACAUGUAUUUGUGAAGUUCAAAGCUCAUUCAGCAGUCGGUGGACAGUGUUCAUGAACGACUCUUGUACCUCAAGAGCCGAGCGAAUCGCACGGAAUACACCCAUGAAGCUUUCAUGUUGCAGUAUUGCCACUCGUGUGUUAAAUGUUAUCCGACCAAAUCAUGCCGUCGUAAAAUUCUGCAAUACUAGUAUUUUGUUACUUUUAGAUUCAUCUCCAAAUUUAUAAAAACAUGACUAAAAUUGAUUGAGAAAAAAAAUGUAUGCAAGUGAUCAUCGCAAAUUGCGUUCUUCUUUUUCAAAAUUGUUUGUUAGAUAAAGGACAUUUAAACAAAA